ACUUUAUUUGAUCUGUGGGUUGUGAUUGUCGCUUCUGAAUUCUGUGUUGUCGUUGCCUGUCCCUCGACGCCGUCCCUGGACGUGCAUGUUUCUAGUUUCAACUUUGGAGGGCUUUAAAAAGCAAAAUUAAUAGUGAUUAAAUGAAAUUAAUUGUGUGACACGAUCCAUGUAGGCAUGUGAUAAUGCAUAGUGUAUAGUUACGGACAUGGAUGGCAUGAGAUCGUGCUCAAAUUACGAGGCCGGUUUUGACGCGUGUGAUCCGUUGGAUUCAGUUUUCGAGUGGUCUAGGAGAGGGCCGGCAAAGGUGUUGCGGCGGCGUUGCCGCAGCGAGGGCAUCGAUCGUUCUCCUUACGAGGAUGCAGCGCGCGAGUGCUCGCGCUCUGCAGAUUUCGCAAAUCGCCAUCGCGUCCUUCCUAAUAAAAGCCAUUUCACAAUAAACAACAGCCACGAACAUCGUCAGCACAGAUUCAUCUACGAGUGUUCUUUACCAUCUGCUCAAAACGGAGAUUUCAUAAUGGCUCACGAUUAUAAUCGUCAUGGGUAUCAACAAGGAAGAUCAAAGUAUCAUAGAUCAAGUCCCACGAGACCUAUUGUAGUGACUACACUCUCAAACUCAAAAGUUGAUGACCGUUUACCUAAAGUUGAAGAGUUGCUGGAGAAAGUUGAUCAUGAAAUGAUGGAUGUUACAUCGAAACAGCCACUAAAAUCCAUACUCAAUAAUUCAUUGCCAAAAUCACCACCCCAUAGUAUUUUAAAGAAGCCAAAAACUAAAAUGUAUCAGGAUAAUAAAACUGAAGGGAGAAGACGACAAAGAGCCUCUAGUGAAUCUGAUAACUUUUAUUGUAGUUUUCAUAUAAGUUCACCUAUGGCUGGCUAUGACAGUCAAUUGUCAUACUUGUCAAAUAAUAUGAAAAGAGCAAAAGAUAACUCGGGAACUGGAUACUCGUAUGGUUCUGCUGUGGCCGCACUUAGCUCAGUACCUACAAACAAAGGUUUAAAUUUUAGCAAAGCUAGCAAGUGCUCCUGCAAGGACCAUGUUAUAGUAACUCCAAAGGAUGAUGUGUUCAAAAUGCACCUUUUACGGACUACUGCCAUUAACAAUGAUACUGUAGAUGAUUUACCCCUUGUGCCAACUCCACGUCAGGAUACUCCAACAAGACCGGCAGUCAGCCCCGCAUUACCUGUUAGUUCAGUGACGGCGAUACCAGAAAAGAAAUUGGUAAAAACCAAGAAAAAAACAAAGACGAAAAAGAUGCGAUCCAAUAGUAAAGUGGACUGUAAUAUUAUUGAAGGGGAGGGUGAAGAUUCUCACAGCCGAUCGCCUUCCCCGGACCCAAUAACUGAAUCAUGGCGGAUGGAGACAGAUACAACGAAUAUAGAAAAGGUUGAAAAGCCUCCGAGGACUCGGUCCCCGUCUCAUAUAGAACAAAACUCAGUCACCAAGAUCACAAACAAACUUAAUGGUACUGUUAUGUCGCCAAAGAAAGUAUUGUCUAAAGAAAAGACAAGCCAAGACACAUUCAUAACUGCUUUACACACGACGAAUCCUUUCAAAUCACUACCCACUCGUAAAGAAUCGCCGUUUAAUCUAACAGAAUCCUUAGGAAACUGCCUUCGACCAUCUCUAUUCCCAAGAGUGCCACCAUACUUAAAGUUCGUAGGCCACGAGGACACAAUACCACUUAAAGUGCCGCCAGCUAUACAGAAACAUCUAAAAUGGAAGCUCACGACAAUAACGCCUAUAGUUGUCAAGAAGACCCUAGUUAAUUCUGGAUUUAGACUGGUCAAGAGUGAGUGUGAUACAUCGGAGUGCCCUCAAGAAGAAACGGUAGAAUGGAUAGGUAUUUGGGGUAAACACAUGAAAUCCUUAAUGUUCAGAGCAAUCAAAGACGGCCAGAAGAUGAAUCAUUUUCCCGGCACCUUUCAAAUUGGCAGAAAAGACAGAUUAUGGAGAAAUUUACAGAAAUUAUGCAAUAGGUUUGGCGUAAAUGAAUUCGGUAUAAUGCCUAAGACAUAUGUGUUGCCUCACGAUUUGAAAAUACUCAAACACGAUUGGGAGAAGUAUGCUGCUAAUAAUGAGAGGUGGAUUAUAAAACCGCCGGCAUCAGCUCGCGGCACUGGUAUAAAGGUGGUAUCCCGUUGGGCCCAAAUACCGAAAAAGCGUCCCGUGGUGGUACAGCGAUAUGUGUCCAAGCCAUACCUAAUCAAUGGUAGCAAGUUCGAUUUACGGUUAUACGUCCUUGUAACAUCCGUCCAUCCACUACGGAUAUAUUUGUAUAAGGACGGCCUAGCGAGGUUCGCUUCAGUUAAAUACAAUUCAGAAUUAACGUCACUAAAUGACAGGUAUAUGCAUUUGACGAACUACUCAAUAAACAGAUUGUCAAAGAACUAUACGCCCAAUGAAGACUUUGCCGCGUGCGAGGGACAUAAGUGGACGUUACAAACCCUCUUCCAAUACCUAAAGACUGACAAGCACGUAGACACAGACGCACUAUGGGCGUCCAUUAAAGACCUGGUGAUCAAGACAAUAAUAUCCGGAGAAGGCAGCAUCAGCUCAUUGACGAAGGCCAAUAUUACAUCGAGAUAUAACUGUUAUGAACUAUUCGGGAUUGAUGUCCUGCUUGAUGAGGAUCUCAAGCCUUGGUUGUUGGAGGUGAACAUUUCGCCCAGUUUGCACAGUGCAUCGCCUUUAGAUAUUCACGUAAAGGGUCCGCUGGUAUCAACAGUGCUCAAUAUAGCUCAGUUCCAAGUACCUAUUAAGACAAAUAUCGAGAUGCUUUCAAAGGAUAAACCAAAUAAAAUGGUUGGUCUGCCAUACGACAGCAGGUUGUACACAGUAUAUCUAUCAAAGGAAGAAAGAGAUAAACACAUUAUAUAUACAAACAUGGAAGAACGGGAUAUGUACCUUCGAGACAUCCUCUCAACUUUGACACCGGACGACGUUCGUCAUCUCAUACAAGCCGAAGACGAGUUAACGCAAAGCGGGGAUAUGGAGCGUGUGUUCCCGAACAAAAACACACACAAGUAUCUAGGGUUCCUAGCUGGGCCUAGGUAUUACAACCGGCUUUUUGACGCCUGGGAGACGCGGUAUGGCGAUAAGAGGGACUCAGGCAUCGAGCUCCUCCGUAACCUGUGCGACAUAGGUUAUCACCUAGAAGUACCUCCAGUGCCUCUAAAGUGGCCGGCGGCUGAGCUGAGCGCGUUGGAUUGCAGAAUGAUGUCGAUGCGCCGUCUCCCGCGCCCUCCGAGCGGCCUUCAGUUCCGUCCGUUCCGUCGGGCCGUGGCUCAGCAGCAAUGCUACCGUCAGUGUCCUCGACCACAGUUCCGGCAGUCCCUGCAGUUCCGGCGGUCUGUUCAGUUCCGCCAGCGUCAGUCCCGGCGCGCACCAGUUCGCCCGUCACCCGGCCCUGCGGCGAUUCACUCGCCCCCCGAGCCCCACCCGCACUCGAGCCGCGAGCCUAGCCCCCCCCACAUCGAUCUCAACAUGAACAAGUGCCACAUAGACGACGCCAGCGAGGAGUUGAAACAAUUCUAAUACUAUUCUCCUGUACGCGUUUGUAAAUUCAAAUUACUUGACCAUACAAACCAAAGAUCAAUGCCAUUUUAGCACAAAUUCUUUCAAAUUUGACCGGUUUCAAAUUGAUUUGUUUAAUUUCCUUCGUCACAACAAACAGUUAGAAUUAUAUAUAAUUUACUUUAAUUUUAUAUUUUACAUAACACUCACACGCGACCGUGAAUGUAACUAAACGGUGUUGACUUUCCGAAAUUGCACUUUUUUAGUUGUAUCAACAAUCCAACGAAAAAUUUCAACAUUUCCUAGGAAUACAUUAAUUUUGGUUUGUUUGGUCGAUCACAUUCUACAGUUAAACUUUGCUUGAUACAUACAAUUUAAAUGUCAAUAAUUUACUAAUAAUACAUAGGAUAUACAGUUUCUAAAAAUAGAUAAGAUAAUAAAAAUGUCUGAUAUGUUGACUAUUGUAUAUUUGUGGACUAGAAUACACGACGAAUUUAGACUAUAUUUUAAAAUUUAAAGUCGAUAAAUACUUGAGUCGAUAAGUCUUGAGUUCUAGUUCAAGUUAGCUAAGAGCUUAUAAAUUGUUUGUUGUGAAAAUACCCUACCCUAUACAAUAAUUGACAUUCCUGAGUGCAAAAAAUUGAAAAUUCAUUGUUAUGAGACAAAAUUAAGCUAAAUGCGAUUUAAAGAGUCAUAAAAGCACAUUAAAAUCGCUGAGUAUUGACAAUUUGUAAAUGGGAAUGUCGGUAGAUAUAAAUUCAUUAAAUCAAUUUUCAUUGCUUUAAAAAUGUAAUAAUCCAAAACUACUUAACCUGUCAUAGGGCCCAGAUAAGUUGAUGGAAUUAUUUAUAGUAGCUAUUAUUUUUAAAUCGCCCUAGUCAUAGAAAUGAACAAUAUUAAAGUAUUUAAAUAUAUACUUAUACUGUUUUCCUCUGAAAUCCAAGGAUUUAGUAAAUAAUCAGCAACGAAAAUUGAUUUGGUCUAAUAACAUUGUGUUCAAGAUACACCUAGUGUUGCUAGUGUAGUUUGUUUUAGGGAGAAACGUUGGAGUAUAUACGUAUGAAAUUCUGAAGAAAUUGAUUACUAAACUAUUACUUGAUUUUUAAUAGAUUUCAUAUAAAGUAUUUUUGAAAAAAAAAUCUGGGUAAGUUAGCAAGAAACUGGCAGUCAAGUAAAACGUGUCGCAUUUAUCGUGCUUAAAAAAAUCAAAUUAUCACGAAAUAUUUUUCGGCUGGCAGUUACUUACUAUUUUUUUUUAGUGUUUAACUUGUAUUGUUAUUAAAUUUCGUCUCUUACACAUCUUUAACUUCGUUUUGUAUUUAGGACAUUCCUACAUUUCUGUGGCAUUUGUUUGGUUACAUUUACCAUUGUAAACGAUUUAUUUGAUUAAAGUUGAACAAAAUAACCAUUGAUUUGGUUAAGAAAUUAUCUUAAGUGUCUUGUCUAAUUUUGAUCUGAUUUUAUGAAAUUAUAUGAAAGUGGAAACGAAA
Molecule: messenger RNA, 5004 nt
Organism: Pieris brassicae (large cabbage white)
Lineage: Eukaryota; Metazoa; Arthropoda; Insecta; Lepidoptera; Pieridae
Product: tubulin monoglutamylase TTLL4-like
Exons: 16
Coding region: 206-3535 (1109 amino acids)
Biological process (GO): microtubule cytoskeleton organization; protein polyglutamylation
Cellular component (GO): cilium
Molecular function (GO): tubulin-glutamic acid ligase activity; tubulin binding
Source: RefSeq, a predicted model, not a curated record